AAAAUACCUAGGCCUAUAUAAACCAGACCUGGCUAGUUCAGCCCUAAGCCCUCGCUCACCACUUGCAAGCUACAGCAGCUCACCACACGAGCGCCCACAGCUAGCUAGCUGCAGGUUGGUAAUCACCGCAAUGGCCUCGCAGACCUUCUCGGCCGCGUCCCUCAUCCUCCUGCUCGUCGCGAGCACCUUCCUCGUCAGCGACGUCGCUGCAUGCGGCGGCUGCUCGCACCCAUCUCCGCCGCCGCCGCCGACGCCCAAGCCGUGCCCGCCGCCGCCGUCCAGCUACGGCAAGUGCCCCAAGGACACGCUGAAGCUGGGUGUGUGCGCCAACGUGCUGGGCCUGGUGAAGGUGUCGAUCGGCAAGGUGCCGACGGACUCGUGCUGCCCGCUGCUGGACGGCCUCGCCGACCUGGAGGCUGCAGUUUGCCUCUGCACCGCGCUCAAGGCCAACGUCCUCGGCAUCAACCUCGACAUCCCCAUCAAGCUCAGCUUGCUCCUCAACUACUGCGGCAAGAGCGUCCCCGAAGGCUUCCAGUGCGCCUAAAUUAAUAUGCAUGCAUGCACGCGCGCCACUUAAUUUUCGUCUUCGAUUCUCAAUUUCUUGUUCCAACAGUUAAACCUUGUUGACGCGGUUACUUUUUUUGUGAUUCUUGUGUAUCGUCGAAUCGUGUAACAAUGCAUUGUUUGUUGCAUUGUUUGUUCUUCUCAAUUUGCGUCCUGCUGUAAAAGAAACACAUCGAUCAGUGCUUGAACAAUAAGCAUGUAAUUUGUACACCAACACAAAAAUAGUCAUCCCUACCCUCUUCA
This is a messenger RNA of Phragmites australis (common reed), 807 nucleotides long. RefSeq names its product 14 kDa proline-rich protein DC2.15-like. Lineage: Eukaryota; Viridiplantae; Streptophyta; Magnoliopsida; Poales; Poaceae. The record is from RefSeq and is a predicted model, not a curated record. The transcript has a single exon. Bases 131 to 544 code for a protein of 137 amino acids.